AUGGAGGUGAGAGUGAAGAGCUGGAGGCUCGUCAAACCAAUCGACUGCCAUCCGCCUCCUUCGACUGAUCGUCUCCACAUCGUUCCCCUGACCGUCUUCGACAAGGUGACCACGAACUUCCACGCCGCCGUCAUCUACCUCUUCCGCCCGCCGCAUGCGCCGACCUCCAAUUGCCACUUGGAGCGCGGCCUCGCGGAGGCCCUGUCCGCCUAUAGGGAGUUCGCCGGGAGGUUUGCCGCCGACGAUGACGGCAACCCCGUCAUCGUCCUCAACGAUGCCGGCGUGCUUUUCGUCGAGGCGACGGCAGACUUUCCCCUCCCGUUCGAACCGUCCCCUGCUUCGCUGCGCUUCCUCCCGAGCAAUGACGGCGGUGAUACUGGAGAUGCUUUGGCGCGUGUCCAACUGACACGGUUCGCGUGUGGCUCCUUGGCUAUCGGGUUCUCGUCGCACCACGGCGUCGCCGACGGGCACGCCACUGGCAAUUUUUUAGUCGCGUGGGGGCUCGCUUGCAGGGGGAUUCCGUUCCCGUCGCCGUUCCGCGACAGGUCCGUUGUCGCUGUUCCGCGUGACCCUCCGGAAAUCCGGUUCGAUCACCGGAACACGGAAUACUACUUCAACGCCGACAACGAUGGUGACAGUUUCCCAAAAGACGACGAUGUCGAGAUGAUCAAGGUUCACUUCACGCCGGAAUUCGUCGCCGAUCUCAAAACAGAGUCUGGGGCGCCCACCGCAUUCGAGGCCGUGGUGGCGCAGCUGUGGCGGGCGGCGACGAGGGCUCGCGGGCUCGGCGAAGGAACGACCACCCACUUGAUGAUCUCGAUCGACGGCCGGAGGCAGACGAGCCCUCCUCUCCCUGGCGAGUACUUCGGCAACCUGGUCCUCUGGGCUGUGCCCCACGCCGCCGCCAGCGAUCUCGUCGCCCAGCCGCUGCGCCACUCGGCGUCAAUAAUUCGCGAAGAGGUCGCCAAGAUCGACUCCGGGUACUUCCAGUCGUUCGUGGACUUCGCGAGCUCGGGGGCGGUGGAGGCGGAGAAGCUGGUACCGGCGGCGGUGAAUGGAGAGGCGGCAAUAUGGCCAGGACUGGACGUGGCGAGCUGGCUGAGGCUGCCAUUCUCCGAGGUGGAUUUCGGCGGAGGACCCCCGUCCAUGGUGAUGCCGCCUUACGUGGCGAUGGAGGGGCUGGUGGUGAUUUUGCCCGGCGGAGACGGCGGCGUCGACGCGUACGUCAACAUGUUCGACCGAUUCGCUGACGAUUUCCGGCGGUAUUCCCACUGUUUUUAA
Zingiber officinale is the source of this 1281-nucleotide messenger RNA. Its product is annotated as agmatine hydroxycinnamoyltransferase 1-like. Gene Ontology annotation, molecular function: acyltransferase activity, transferring groups other than amino-acyl groups. NCBI's taxonomy places the organism in Eukaryota, Viridiplantae, Streptophyta, Magnoliopsida, Zingiberales, Zingiberaceae. The transcript has a single exon. The record is from RefSeq and is a predicted model, not a curated record. Bases 1 to 1281 code for a protein of 426 amino acids.